AUGGAUCACUAUCCUCAAAUAUCGCCUAAACGAGCGCGAGCACGGAGAAUGCUCCCACGCAAACAAAAAUACGUAAAACGUCUCAAGACCACAAAGAAUACACCUAAAGCUAAUAAUGUCAAUAUUGGUGUUGGAUCUUCUCUAUUUCCAUUUUCUACUACUACUCCAACAUACACACCAAAUGCAUCAUCUUUGAGAAAGCCUCUUGCUGAUAUUACAACAUCCAUAAAUAGUAGAAAAACCGUCGAGCAAGUUGUGGCUGAAGGAGAUAUGCUUAGUGCAAUGUUUGGAGGUUCCCUGCCUCGACCAAGUUAUCAUGGUUUUAGGAAUCCGAAGACGUGUUUGAACAUACAAGACGUAAGGACUAACCUUAUGGAUAGAUUUGCAACGCAUGAUAAUGAGGAAUUUCCCGAAAAUUAUGUACAACCAAAACGUGGUCGUGGCCGUCCUAAGAAGAUACAAAUUGAUACCAAUUAUACAAUAUACCCUCAAGGUCAUGUCGAAACUGGAUCAUCAAGUACUGUUAACAGUACUCCUCAAAGCCAACAUGUUCUUGCUCCUCGUCGUGGACGUCCUCCAAAAUCUUUUGGAUUGCCAACAUUCACAGUCAAACCCACAUUAGAAGAUCAAACAAGUGUGUUGCUAGAGACAUCGAACAAACAAAACAUCAAUGAGAUAACUUCUACGAUGCAUCUUGCACAACAGUCCCGCCAAAGUCAAUUGCCGCCGACGUCACCUAUUUUCAGAACAACAACUUUUACAACACAUCUCAAUGACGGCCAAAUUGUUGAUUCUGAUGAAGAUUUCAGCACUGACGAUGAUAACAUUAGUGGUUCUUACUCCAUGCCCUAUCCAUCAAAUGAGUAUUAUGAUAUCGGCGAUCCACUUUUUGAAUGUCGAUAUUGCUUCGCAUUAAUGUGGUAUCAGGAGAGGAUGGAGAAACACAAGCACUCGGUAAAUCCUAAAUAUUCAAUGUGUUGUGGUAAUGGGAAAGUUGAGAUAUCUUUCUUAAAAACACCGCCUCCUGUACUAAACAAAUUACUUUUUGAUCACGAUUCUAUAAUCAGCAGAAAGUUCAAACAGCAAAUACGAGUUUACAAUAUAAUGUUCGCAUUCACAUCUCCUGGUGCCAAGUUGGAUAACAAGUACAACAAUGGUUAUGGACCUCCCAUAGUACGUAUUCAAGGCCAAUCUUGUCACCGAAUUGGUAGUCUGUUACCACCUGAGGGUCAAAAACCAAAGUUCGCACAACUAUACAUCUAUGACACCGAAAAUGAAGUAGAAAACAUAAUGGAUGGUCUAAGGGAUCGCACAAAUAUAGAUCCUGAAAUUGUUCAGCAACUGUCUUCGAUGUUGUAUGAACAUAACACACAUGCGAAAAGCUUCCAAAUGGCAAAGGAAAGAAUCAACAUCGAUAACAUCCACAACUUAAAGUUGAGACUCAUUUCUGAUCGCAAAACUGAUGGUAGGAUAUACAAUCAGCCUACUGUGUCUGAAGUUGCGGCGUUGAUUGUUGGUGAUGUUGACACUGCAGAGGAAAGGGACAUUAUUAUGGAAAAAAGAAGUGGAAAACUUAAAAGGAUAGAUGAGUUUCAUGCAAGUUAUCUAGCAUUUCAAUAUCUAUUGAUUUUUACAUAUGGCGAGGAUGGUUAUAGACCUGAUGUGGCUCAUCGAGAUUUGGAGAUAUUUGAUGAGAACAAACGUAAUCGUCUCACUAUUAGAGAGUGGCUUGCAUUUCGAAUUCAAUCGAGAUCUAAUGAGGCAAAAACUUUGUUAUCAUCAAGAAGAUUAUUUCAACAAUUUCUUGUGGAUGGGUACACCAUGAUGGAGUCUGAAAGAUUAACAUGGCUCCGUAACAACCAGUCAAAGUUAAGAGUUUCCAAAUAUAAUAAUCUCAAUGAACAGGGUGAUGAAAGUGCAGCGCUUGGGUCGAGCACAGGUAAAAGAGUUGCAUUGCCAUCAUCCUACAUUGGAAGUCGAAGAUUCAUGGAUCAACUUUAUUAUGACGGCAUGGCUAUUUAUAGCAAAGUCGGGUUUCCUGAUUUGUUCAUAACUUUUACCUGCAAUCCUAAUUGGCCUGAGAUAAAAAGAGUAUUAGGACCUCUUCACUUAAAACCUCAAGAUAGACCAGAUAUCAUUUCAAGGGUCUUCAAGUUGAAGUUUGAUGAACUUCUAUCAGAUUUAACAAAGAAGGGUAUCUUAGGGAAAGUUCUUGCGUACAUGUACACUAUUGAGUUUCAAAAAAGAGGGUUGCCACAUGCCCAUAUUUUAAUCUUCUUGCAUCCUUCGAACAAAUACCCAGCACCUUCUGACAUUGAUAGAAUUAUUUCGGCUGAAAUACCAGAUCCGGUGUUGGAACCGAGGCUGUAUGAUUUGGUUAAGACUCAUAUGGUGCAUGGUCCUUGUGGCCUAGCUAAUCAAAAUUCACAAUGCAUGAAAGACGGUAAGUGUUCAAAGUAUUAUCCGAAGAAGUUUCAAAGUACCACAGUAGUUGAUCAAGAUGGAUAUCCUAUUUACAGAAGAAGAGAUAAUGGAAACACAAUUGACAAAAAUGGGAUAAUACUGCAUAACGGUCAUGUCGUUCCUCAUAACCCAAAUCUGUUGUUGAAGUAUGGAGCACAGAUCAAUAUGGAAUGGUGCAACCAAAGUACUUCAAUCAAAUACUUAUUCAAGUAUAUAAACAAGGGUUCUGAUAGAAUUUCGCCUGUUAUAGUGCCAUCUGAUUCAACCAACAGACGUGGUGAUAAAAACAUUGAUGAGAUUAAACAAUAUCUAGACUGUAGAUAUGUUUCACCAAGUGAAGCAUGCUGGCGAAUUUUCUCAUACUCAAUACAUGGAAGGAAACCUGUCGUAGAAAGAUUGUUCUUUCACUUGGAAGGAGAACAUUCUAUUUACUACCGAGAUUACGAGCAAAUUGGAGAUGUCUUAAUUAAGCCAAGUGUUACGGAAUUCAUGUUUACGGCUUGGUUCGAGGCCAACAAUAAAUAUGAAGAGGCAAGGUUGCUAACUUAUGGACAAUUUGUUUCAAAAUUUGUAUAUGUCAAGAAAUCAAGAACUUGGAAGCCACGGCAGCGGGGAUACACAAUUGGUCGACUUAUGUGGGUUCUGCAAUGUACAGGUGAGUUGUAUUAUCUACGGAUGAUGUUAACCGCGAAGAAAGGUCCCAUAAGCUACGAUGACAUCAAAAAUAUAGAUGGUUUCCAACAUAAAACCUUCAGAGAUGCUUGCUUCGCCAUGGGAUUUCUCCAAGAUGAUCGUGAGUUUAUCGAAGCAAUAAAAGAGGCACACCUUUGGGGUUCAGGACAAUUUCUUAGAAAGCUGUUUGUCACAAUGUUGUUGUCUGCAUCGAUGGAUAGACCUGAGCAUGUGUGGUCUAAAACUUGGCACUAUCUAUCUGACGGUGUUUUAUACGACCAGCGGCGCCUGGCUAAAAAUCCAGGACUAAUACUCACGGAUGAAGAAAUCAAGCAACUUACAUUGAUGGAAAUAGAGUCACUGUUGCAAAAUAACAGAAGAACUUUGAAAGAUUUCAAAACUAUGCCAUAUCCAGAUGAUUAUGUCAUUGAUACUCUUGGAAAUCGGUUAGUUUAUGAAGAAAGACAAUAUGAUGUUGUUGCUCAAGCUGCACUGCAUCAGAAACUAUUUUCUUCUUUGACUGGCGAAAAUUCUGCAGUUACAUGUAAAACUUUCAUGUGGAACACCCUAUCCGACGCAAUUCAUUCAAAAGAAUGUAUUGUUCUAAAUGUUGCAUCGAGCAGGAUUGCCAGCUUAUUGUUACCAGGCGGACGAACAACACAUUCCAAAUUUAAGAUUCAUGUCCCAACUAUUGAAACAUCAAUUUGCAACAUAGACAAGAAAGAUGAACUUGCUCAACUUUUGAGAUUAACCGAUCUUAUCAUAUGGGAUGAAGCCCCUAUGGCCAAUAAGUUUUGCUUUGAGGCACUUGACAAAAGUUUGAAAGAUAUAAUGAGUCAAACUAAUAACGGUUCAAAUGCCAUUUUUGGAGGAAAAGUAAUUGUUUUUGGCGUAUUGAAACUCACCAAGAAUAUGCGACUACGUAGUGGCAAUUCUGCAUCAUCCAUUGAAGAAGUUGAGCAUUUCUCCAACUGGAUACUCCAAAUAGGUGAUGGCAAAGUUGAAGAACCUAAUGAUGGAUAUACUGAAAUUGAAAUACCUCCAGAGUUCCUAAUCUCUGACUUUAAUGAUCCAAUUGAAGCAAUUGUUUCAAGUACUUAUCCAAAUUUGGUUGACAACUACAAAGACUCUCAUUUUCUUCAAAGUAGAGCUAUCUUGGCUUCAACAAUAGAGGUGGUUGAUGAAAUUAACGAUUAUGUCACACAACUUAUUCCAGGUAACUUCUAA
This is a messenger RNA of Vicia villosa (hairy vetch), 4362 nucleotides long. RefSeq lists its product as uncharacterized. NCBI's taxonomy places the organism in Eukaryota, Viridiplantae, Streptophyta, Magnoliopsida, Fabales, Fabaceae. Bases 1 to 4362 code for a protein of 1453 amino acids. Gene Ontology annotation, molecular function: DNA helicase activity. The transcript is spliced from 10 exons. The record is from RefSeq and is a predicted model, not a curated record. Gene Ontology annotation, biological process: DNA repair; telomere maintenance.